AUGAAGGUGGUGGUCGUCGCGGGAACGCACUCGGGGGUGGGGAAGACGACGAUCGCGACGGCGUUGAUGCUGGCGUACGCGAGACGGGGACUGCGAGUGCGAGCGUUCAAGGUUGGGUGCGAUUUCGUGGAUCCCAUGGCGCACCGAUCGGCGCUGCGGAGCCAGAGCGGGGACGCGCGGGAGAGCGAAAAUCUGGAUGGGUACAUGAUGAGCGCGGGAGCGGUGGCGAGGGUGGUGGCGAAACACGCGGAGACGUGCGACGUGGCGAUCGUGGACGGGGUGAUGGGGCUGUACGAUGGGAGAGAUGGGAUGAGCGAGGACGGAUCGACGGCGCAGAUGGCAAAGUGGCUCGAGGCGGGGGUGCUGCUGGUGGUGGAUUGUAACGCCAUGGCGCGCUCGGUGGCGGCGGUGAUCAAGGGGUACAGAGAAUUCGACGCGGAGUUGAAUUUGGUGGGGGUGGUUUUCAACAAAACCGGUGGUGAGGCGCACACGGAGUACUUGCGAGAAAGUCUCUUGGCGGCGAUGGCGCACGUGGACGUCUUCGGGGGGAUUCCCAAGGACACCAACGGGCCCACGUUUGAUCCAACGAGCGCGGCGACGACGAGUGACGACGCCAUGGAGCAGAAAAUUCAGCACAUGGCGAUGUUGCUCGAGCAAAACGUCGAUCUCGACGCGUUGUUCGAAGCGAUGCCGGCGUACGAAAUUUCGCCGCGCGUCGCGCGCGAUUUGGCGCUCGAACGCGCCAUGCGAGAGGAACUCGAGGCGGGGCCGUCAAAGCCGAAAGUGCGCAUCGCUGUCGCUCGAGACGAAGCGUUUUGCUUCUACUAUCCCGAAAAUUUAGCCAAGUUGGAAGACGCGGGGGCGGAAUUAGUCUACUUUAGUCCGAUAGCCGGCGAAGGAUUGCCGAGCGACGUCCAAGGCGUCAUCUUUGGCGGAGGUUAUCCCGAGUUUCACGCGCAGGCCUUGUUCAAGAAUCGGCCUUUACGAUCGGCGGUGACGGCGUUUGCCACAGCAGGAGGCGUGGUGUACGCCGAAUGCGGUGGAUUGAUGUUCCUUUCGCAGUCGCUCUCAGCGCCGGAUGGGAGCUCGCCUCGAUCCAUGUGCGGCGUCGCGCCCUUCGCGACGCGACUCACGAGUUCGGUGAAGACGGGAUACGCCGAGAUCACUAUUGCGCCCGGAAAUCCUUUGUUCAACGAGGGUGAAGUCGUUCGAGGUCAGACGUUUCGAUACAGCGAAAUACACGGCGAUAGACCGAGCAAGAUGCGCCAGGAACGAAAAUUCGGCAAGGGCAAAAACUCGAUCAAUCUCGACGGUUUCGCGUGGAACAAUGUGCUGGUAUCGCAGUUACACCUUCACUUUGGCGCUAAUCCAUCUUUGGCUUCCUCGUUCGUUGAGUCGUGCAGA
This is a messenger RNA of Ostreococcus lucimarinus CCE9901, 1404 nucleotides long. RefSeq lists its product with no specific name. Lineage: Eukaryota; Viridiplantae; Chlorophyta; Mamiellophyceae; Mamiellales; Bathycoccaceae. The transcript has 2 exons. Gene Ontology annotation, molecular function: cobyrinic acid a,c-diamide synthase activity. The annotation marks the transcript as partial. The record is from RefSeq and is a predicted model, not a curated record.